Messenger RNA from Papaver somniferum (opium poppy), 2110 nucleotides. Its product is annotated as MLO-like protein 1. Gene Ontology annotation, cellular component: membrane. NCBI's taxonomy places the organism in Eukaryota, Viridiplantae, Streptophyta, Magnoliopsida, Ranunculales, Papaveraceae. Bases 447 to 1922 code for a protein of 491 amino acids. The transcript has 13 exons. The record is from RefSeq and is a predicted model, not a curated record. Gene Ontology annotation, biological process: defense response.
UCUCCAUAAUCAAAUGGGUGACAUAAGCUGUUGUUCAUAAGCUAAGCUUGUGUAGAUGAAAAUGACAAUCAAAUUGCAAUAAGCUAAGCUUUUUGUGAUUAAAACCAAUGAAGUAAGAUCUUUUUCAAACUGUGAAAUGAAUUUCAGUUGCUUCGAAUGUUAAGGCUCUACACCCGUUUCUCUCGUACUUGAAGUUAGUUCGAUACCUCUCUGAGAGUCACAUUUUUUUGUUUGUCAAAGGUUUGUCUUACUCUCUUUCUACUUUUUGUCACUAUAAAUCUCACCAUCUCUCUAAAUUUUUUUUCCAUCCAUUCAAAUUAUAAUAAAAUUGUGAAACCCCAUAUCCCUCAAGACUUCCAUUUCAUUUACACAAAAACCCAAAACCUCAGAUUUUUCACCUAGUCUAGAGAAAUAAAAAAGCUCAAAUUUGUUGAAGGAAGCCAUAAAUGGCAGGAGGAGGAGAGGGUGAUGCAGAUUCAUUAGAAUACACACCAACAUGGAUUGUUGCGUUAGUUUGUUCAAUCAUUGUAUUCAUCUCUCUUCUUGCUGAAAGACUUCUUCAUUCACUUGGAAAGCAUUUGAAGAGGAAAAAUCAAAGGCCUCUUUUUGAAGCUUUACUGAAAAUCAAAGAAGAAUUGAUGCUUUUAGGAUUCAUUUCAUUGCUACUGACUGUAUUUCAAACCACAAUAUCUAAAAUCUGCAUACGUGAGAGUUGGACUAAUCAUCUACUUCCCUGUAAUAAGCCCGAGUUUAAAAAAGUAGCUCAUAUUGGUAGAAAGCUUCUUGCAUCAGGAGGCACUAAUGAAUACUGCAUUAAAAAGGGAAAGGUCCCAUUGCUGUCUCUCGAGGCAUUGCAUCAAUUGCAUAUAUUUAUCUUUGUAUUGGCUAUUGUCCAUAUCACAUUUUGUGUUCUCACUAUUCUUUUCAGCGGUAUGAAGAUACGUACCUGGAAACGCUGGGAGGAUUCUAAUGCGAAAGAUCAGUAUGAUACAGUAAAGCAUCUGAACAAGAUCACACAUGUUCAACAAAAUGCUUUUGUCAAGGACCAUUUUCUUAUUUGUGGGAGAGAUUCUGCAGUACUAAGAUGGUUGGUUUCAUUCUUCAAGCAAUUUUAUGUGUCUGUCACCAAAUUAGACUAUAUCACACUGCGCCUCGGUUUCAUUACGACCCAUUGCAGGGGAAACCCCAAAUUUGAUUUUCACAAGUACAUGGUUCGAGCUCUUGAAGCUGAUUUUAAGAAGGUUGUCGGCAUAAGUUGGCAUCUUUGGGUAUUCGUGGUCAUUUUCUUGUUUCUCAAUGUAAAAGGGUGGAAUACAUAUUUCUGGAUCUCUUUCGUCCCCCUCUUUUUGCUACUUGCGGUUGGAGCAAAGCUGCAGCACGUUAUAACUGAAUUGGCUCAUGAAGUUGCUGAGAAACAUGUUGCCGUAGAAGGAGACUUGGUUGUUAAGCCCUCAGAUGAGCUCUUCUGGUUCAACCGCCCCCGUAUUAUUCUCUUCUUGAUUCAUUUCAUCCUCUUCCAGAAUGCUUUUGAAAUUGCAUUUUUCUUCUGGAUAUGGGUUGAAUUCGGGUUCAACUCUUGCAUAAUGGGACAAGUUCACUACAUCAUCCCAAGACUUGUUAUCGGGGUCUUUAUUCAAGUACUCUGCAGUUACAGUACCUUGCCUCUUUACGCCAUCGUAGCUCAGAUGGGAAGUUCAUUCAACAAGGCUAUAUUCGAUGAGCAUGUACAAGUAGGAUUGGUCGGCUGGGCAGAGAAAGCAAGGAAGAGAGGUUCGCGAUCAGCAGCUGCAGAUGGCUCACCUCAAGGUAAUUCUUCUACCGCACAUAUUCUAAUGGGCCGGAUGGGACAACAACAAGAAACCACAAAUGAAGACGGUGAUAUCGCACUGAUCAGCCCGAAAACGCGGCGGGGUGAACCAUAAUUUUGAGAUUGACAAAUCAACCUAGUUAAUUGAGUCUUUUCAAUUGGUGAAAAUCAUUUCUUAUACAUUUACACGUUAAAAGUGAAAUAUAGUUUGCAAAGUGUAUAUCAUUAAUUUUUGAAGUACUGAUAAAUGUGUGAGUUUUGGUGUAUAAAUUUAGCAAUUGUGGUCGGUGUCUUUGGAUAGGA